Molecule: messenger RNA, 1077 nt
Organism: Lottia gigantea (owl limpet)
Lineage: Eukaryota; Metazoa; Mollusca; Gastropoda; Lottiidae
Exons: 3
Coding region: 1-1077 (358 amino acids)
Source: RefSeq, a predicted model, not a curated record
AUGGCUCAGGCCCUAUCUCCUGAACGUUCAACCAGAUCACAUUUUGAUCCUUUACCAAACCGGAACUCAACACAACGUCAACGACGUCUUCGUACUUUACAGAAAGUAGACUCAGCUCUAGAAUUUAUCAAUCAACAGUUGUCAAGAACUCCUUUUCACCAGUCAUCUCAUGGUAGACAUUCUUCCCAUUCAACUUCAAGCUCUAAAAUUGCCAAACAAAAGGCCAAGGUUGAAACAGCUCUUGCAUCUCUAGAUUAUGCUGAAAAGGAACUUGAAUUGGAAAAACAACAAGCAGAACUGGCAGAAUUAAACACUCAAGCAGUCUUAGAGCGAAGAACAAAGAAUCUCCAGUCAGAUUUAACCCUCUUAAAUAAAAAGAAAGAAGCAGCCAUAGCCAAGGCCGAAUUAGACGUCCUAUAUGAAUCAAGCUCCUCCACUAAGUCACACAGAACCAAAUUAGACAGAAAAAAAGAGGAUUAUAUUAUCAUCUCACCCACUGUUGGUUCUAAAUCCCAAUUGAAUGAUGGUGGUAGAAUUACCUUCGAAAUAAAUUCAUUAUCGAAUUGGUUGCUUCUUUCCGAUGCUUAUUUCCGAUGCGAUUUCAAAAUCAAAGACGCCACUCAGAAUCAAGUUCCACAAACUAAUACAACGUUAGAAAACAAUUUCUUUCCAUCUUUAUUUAGCGAGAUGGUUUUGGAAGCUGGUUCAAAUCCGAUAGAAACAAUCAAACAUCCUGGGGAAUUCGACACAAUGUUGAAAACAGUUUUAUAUCCUAAAGAUUUCGAUUCAGUUUCAGGCUGGAUACCCGAUGUUGGAAGUGUUUUAAAAGAACCGGUAAGAAAUCUUGCAAAUGAUGCCGAUUUAGCUCGAGUGAGAGUUGUUGCUCGAAACACAAUAGAAAGAGUAGGACGAUCAAUUAAUCAUCGAUUCGAAAAACGAGUACUUCAGUAUAAAAAUGUUGUUGAGAAUAAUAGGUGGGGUAAUUACGUAAAUUGGAAAUUAUAUCCUUUAUUCGGUCUGUUGGAACAUAGAAAAGUUUCCAUAGGUUUACCAUAUAAAAUAGCAUCAUACCCGUAA